AUGAGGAUCGCUACGAGAGAAGUCGAAGAGACGAUGACCGUGACCGUGAUCGCAGUCAUCGGAGGAGGCACUCCAGAUCUCGGAGUCCUGAUCGACGCCACCGUGACCGCGACAGAGACAGAGACAGAGAUCGUGACCGAGAUCGCGAUGCCUACCGUCGCCGAGACCGUUCCUUAG
This is a messenger RNA of Fonsecaea multimorphosa CBS 102226, 177 nucleotides long. RefSeq lists its product as uncharacterized. The transcript has 2 exons. The record is from RefSeq and is a predicted model, not a curated record. The coding region runs from base 1 to 177 and encodes 58 amino acids. Lineage: Eukaryota; Fungi; Ascomycota; Eurotiomycetes; Chaetothyriales; Herpotrichiellaceae.